AUGAAAAUGGACGGCCAGAACCAAACCAUUGUUGUCAGUGGUGAGUCGGGUGCCGGAAAAACGGUGAGUGCAAAGUAUAUCAUGAGAUACUUUGCUUCAGUCGAAGAAGACUCCGAUUCCGUUAACAAAUUGGGUAAGGAUCACAAGGCUGAAAUGUCGGAUGUCGAAAGACAGAUCUUGGCAACAAAUCCCAUCACCGAAGCAUUCGGUAAUGCUAAGACGAUCAGAAACGACAAUUCUUCAAGAUUCGGUAAGUACUUGGAGAUUUUGUUCGACAAAGAGACUUCCAUCAUCGGUGCUAGAGUGAGAACGUAUUUGUUGGAAAGAUCCAGAUUAGUCUUUCAACCCACCAACGAAAGAAACUAUCACAUUUUCUACCAAUUAUUGGCUGGAAUGCCCGAAGAUCAAAAAUCAGCGCUAGGCCUCACCACAGCGGAAGAUUACCAAUACACUAAUCAAGGUAACGCCAUUACGAUUCCAGGAGUUGAUGAUGCACAAGAUUUUGCUCUCACAAAUGAAUCUUUGGCCUUGAUUGGUAUUGAUGAGUCUAUGCAAAGUCAGAUAUACAAGAUCUUAGCCGCUUUGUUGCACAUCGGUAACAUUGAGAUCGCUGCGACGAGGAAUGAUGCCCACUUAUCCUCUGAUGAACCAAACUUGGUUAAAGCAUGCGAUUUGUUGGGAAUUGACUCGGUUGCAUUUGCCAAGUGGUGUGUCAAGAAACAAAUCACAACUAGAUCUGAAAAGAUCAUCAGUAAUUUGAAUCAUAAACUGGCGUUGGUGGCAAGAGACUCUUUUGCGAAAUACAUCUAUUCUGCACUUUUUGAUUGGUUGGUUGAUUACAUCAAUACCGAUUUGUGUCCUCCCGAAGUUGCUGCGAAAGCAAAGUCGUUUAUCGGAGUUUUGGACAUCUACGGUUUUGAGCAUUUCGAAAAGAACUCGUUCGAACAAUUCUGUAUCAACUAUGCGAACGAAAAGUUGCAACAAGAAUUCAACCAACAUGUUUUUAAGUUGGAGCAAGAGGAAUAUGUUCGGGAAGAAAUUGAAUGGUCCUUCAUUGAUUUCGCUGACAACCAACCAUGCAUUAACUUAAUUGAAAACAGGCUAGGCAUAUUGUCUCUUUUGGAUGAAGAAUCUAGAUUACCAGCUGGUAGCGAUCAAUCGUGGAUAGAAAAGAUGUAUCAGACGCUUGACAAACCGCCCACGAAUAAAGUCUUCAAGAAGCCAAGAUUUGGUCAAACAAAAUUCAUUGUCAGCCAUUACGCGCUUGAUGUCACAUACGACAUCGAUGGUUUUAUUGAAAAGAACCGUGACACUGUUGGCGAGGGCCACUUGGAAGUGUUGAAGAACACCGAAAAUGAGAUGUUGCAAAGCGUCUUAUCUAUCAUUGAAAAGAAUGCAUCUGCGGUUGAAUCAUCAUCCGCUGUUUCGGGAAAGAAGUCAAUUGCUUCGAAAAAACCUACGUUAGGGUCAAUGUUCAAAAACUCUUUAAUUGAGCUUAUGAAGACUAUUAACUCUACGAAUGCGCAUUACAUUAGAUGUAUAAAGCCAAACGAACAAAAGAAGGCUUGGGAGUUUGACUCGAUGAUGGUGUUGUCUCAAUUGAGAGCUUGUGGUGUUUUGGAGACUAUCAGGAUCUCUUGUGCUGGUUUCCCAUCUCGUUGGACUUAUGCGGAAUUUGCAGACCGUUAUCAUAUUUUGGUCCCAAGUGACGAAUGGAUCCAGGUCAUGAGUGGUGAAACUUCAGAAGAAGAGAUUUCAGGUCUAUGUAAAAACAUCCUUGAUCGAAACAUUGAGGACAAACAAAAGUACCAAUUAGGUAACACCAAGAUUUUCUUCAAAGCUGGAAUGUUGGCGCACUUUGAAAAAUUGCGCUCCGAUAAGCUUCACCAAUCUGCUGUUAUGCUUCAAAAGAACUUGAGAAGAGUUUAUUACCGCAAAAAAUACUUGGAAACCCGAGAAUCACACAUCAGACUACAAGCCUUAUUGCGUGGCUAUAUUACCAGAUCUGCUAUCCAAAGAGAGAAGGAAAGUUAUGCAGCAACAAAGGUCCAGACCGCCAUCAGGGGUUACUUGGCUAGACGCCAAUUUAUUGAUACCCGUAACUCCAUUCUUACUUUGCAAAGAGCUAUCAAAGGUUUUCAAGCAAGAAAAAGCUUCAACGAGUUACGUUUGCAGAAAUCGGCUAUCGUUUUGCAGAAGUCUUAUAGAGGCUUGGUUGUGAGACGUGAUUUCCAGAAUCAGAAGAAAUCUGCUGUUGUCAUUCAAUCGUGGAUUAGAAGAAAGCUCGCCCGUCAGGAAUUGAAUAACUUAAGGGUUGAAGCAAAGUCUGUAAACCACUUGAAGGAAGUCUCUUAUAAGCUUGAGAACAAGGUUAUUGAGCUUACACAAUCUUUAACAGGUAAAAUUCAAGAUAAUAAGAGAUUGAUGGCGGAAAUUGCUGGACUCAAAGAGUUAUUGUCUCAAUCUAGUUCUGCAGCUGAAACUCUCAAAACUAGAGAAGCUGAGUUCAGUCAGCAGCUCAACACUAACAACUCGGAGCAUCACAAGGAGAUUGAGUUGUUGAACAAGGAAUUGGACUCUAUGAAGAGUGAGUAUCAAGCGGCUGAAGCCCGUAUUGAGCAAUUGACCAAGGAGCAAGCAGAGUUGAGACAAGAAGUUCAAAAGAAUAUUGAAGAACUCAAUAAGGCUAAGGAUGAUCUCGUGAAGCGAGACACGAUCGAAGUCGACUUGAAGACUCAUAUUGAACAACUCAAAUCUGAGAUUCAAAAUUUGCAAACUCAACAAAAGAGCAUUCAAAAUGCUAAACUCAGAAGUGUUAGCAGCAAGCGCCACAGUAGUGCUGCUGGUUGGGGUAAUUCUUCCAACUUCGAACAACAACAAAGACCUGUGUCAGUUAUUGCGGUAUCCAAUGAUGAGUUUACAGAUGUUGAUGAUAUUAAUGAUGAACUUUUCAGGUUAUUGAGAGACUCGAGACAAUUACACAGAGAGAUUGUUGACGGCUUAUUAAAGGGCUUGAAGAUUCCACCUGCUGGCGUGGCAACAGAUUUGACCAGAAAAGAAGUUUUGUUCCCUGCUAGAAUCAUCAUCAUUAUCUUGUCGGAUAUGUGGAGACUUGGUUUGACCAAAGAAAGUGAAGAGUUUUUAGGAGAGGUCUUGUCUGCCAUCCAACAGAUUGUUUCUACAUUGAAGGAUGAUGAUAUCAUUCCUAAUGGUGCAUUCUGGUUGUCCAAUACGCAUGAAUUGUACUCUUUCGUCUCUUAUGCCCAACAAACAAUCAUCGCCAACGACAGUUUGUCCCAUGACAUGAGCCAACAAGAAUUUGACGAAUACUUGAAGCUAGUUGCAGUGGUCAAGGAAGAUUUCGAAUCACUUUCCUACAACAUCUAUAACAUGUGGAUGAAGAAGAUGGAGAAGGAUUUAGAAAAGAAGGCUGUUUCUGCUGUCGUUAUUUCGCAAUCCCUUCCUGGGUUCAUGGCCCCAGAAAGCUCUCCGUUCUUGGCAAAGGUAUUUUCACCUGGUGUUCAGUACAAGAUGGACGAUAUUUUGUCAUUUUUCAAUUCUGUUUAUUGGUCGAUGAAGUCAUACUUCAUCGAGAGUGAAGUUAUGAAUGAAGUGAUCGUGGAGUUGUUGAGAUUUGUUGACGCCUUGUGUUUCAACGACUUAAUCAUGAGAAGAAAUUUCUUGUCCUGGAAGCGUGGUUUGCAACUUAAUUAUAAUGUCACCAGACUUGAAGAAUGGUGCAAGGGUCAUGACAUACAAGAGGGAUCAGCGUACUUGAACCAUUUGCUUCAAGCUGCCAAGUUACUACAGUUGCGCAAAAACACCACUGAGGAUAUUGAUAUCAUCUAUGAGAUUUGCUUUGCUUUGAAGCCCAUUCAAAUCCAAAAGUUGAUCUCGCAGUACUACGUGGCAGAGUACGAGACACCUAUUGCACCUGAUGUUUUGCAAGUUGUUGCGGAUAAGGUGAAGGAGACCGACGGUUCAAACGACGACUUGUUUGAAAUUGUUGCUACUGAUGGCCAUUUCAAUGACCCUUUCAGAAAUGUCAGCUUAAGACCUUUUUCACGCGUUGAAGCAUACGUUCCUGCUUGGUUGAGCUUGCCGAUAAUAAGAAAGAUUGUUGAGUUGGUUGCAAAGAAUGCAUCUGCUCAAGAAGCUAGGAUGACGGAGACCGAAGAUGCUGAAGAGCUUGGCAACGGCAAUGGUGUUUCCGUUGAAGCCUAA
Molecule: messenger RNA, 4224 nt
Organism: Clavispora lusitaniae ATCC 42720
Lineage: Eukaryota; Fungi; Ascomycota; Pichiomycetes; Serinales; Metschnikowiaceae
Gene: MYO2
Product: myosin 2
Biological process (GO): actin filament organization; vesicle transport along actin filament
Cellular component (GO): actin cytoskeleton; cytoplasm; vesicle
Molecular function (GO): microfilament motor activity; actin filament binding; ATP binding
Source: RefSeq, a predicted model, not a curated record